CACAGAUUCCGUCCACACCCCACACACUGAAUAACACCUCUCAAUUUCAAAGAAGCCUCACAUCACAUGCAUGAAGAGGAUUAGCCGAAGCCAAAGCCAAUCCCUGAAAACCCUACUUACCAACGGUCUCUACCCACAAGCCCUCAAAGCUUCUAUUCCAAACCACAAGCUCACUGACCAAACCUACGCUCUCUUCAUCAAGUCCGGUCACUUCUUACACCCUUACCUCUCCACCACUCUCAUUUCCCACUUCUCUAAACUCGGACAUUUCUCACGCGCUUCCAAGUACCUCUUCGAAACCCAUAACCCCGAUACAGUCUCAUUCAACGCUCUCAUUUCUGGGUUCGCCAGGUUUCGCCAACCCAGACCCGUUUUCCAGCUCUUUAACACUUUAAGACAUCUGGGUCUGGAACCUGAUGUGUUUACGUUGAGCUCUUUGGUUAAAGCGUGUGAAAGUUUGCAGGAAAACGAGGCUGCCCAUGGAGUUUGUUUGAGAAUGGGGUUUGGCUCAGGAGCUUAUUUGGUGAGUGGGUUUAUAGAGAACUAUGCGAGAGCUGGGGAUGUUGAAAAGGCUGAGAAGUGUUUUGGGGAAUGUUUGGUAUUGGACAAUGUGGUUUGGACUGCUAUGGUUUGUGGGUAUGUGUGGAAUGGGGAGUUUGAGAAGGGUAAGGUGGUUUUUGUGGAAAUGAGAGGUUUGAGUUUGGAGCUGAAUGAGUUUAGCUUGACUGGGGUGCUUGGUGCACUGUUUGAUGUGAGAGAGGGGGAACAGGUUCAUGGGAUUGGUGUUAAGAUGGGUUUGUUGUGCGGCAGUUCUAUACAUUUGAAUAAUGCUAUUAUGAACAUGUACUGUAAGUGUGAAAAUAAGGUGGCUGCAGUUAAGAUGUUUGAUGAAAUUGCUGAACCAGAUGUUGUGUCUUGGACUGAAAGGAUUGGAGCUGCUUGUGAUGGUUUGGAAGCUUUGGAGUUGUUUAAAGUUUUGCAUUCUGGGAGUUUGGAGAUGAAUGAGUAUACAAUGAUCAAUGUUUUGUCUGCCAUUGCAGGCCCAAGGCUGUUAACUUCCAGUAGGCAAGUCCAAGCACUUUGUCAAAAGGUGGGGUUUUUGCAAGUGAUUUGUGUUAGUAAUGCAUUGAUAUCCAUGUACGGGAAGUGUGGUCGAAUGGAUGAUGCUAGACGUGUUUUUGAUGAUAUGCUUCGUCGAGAUUCUGUUUCUUGGAAUUCUCUGAUUGCUGGGUAUUCUGAGAAUGGAUUUAGUAGUCAGGCUCUUGAAGUGUUUUCUCAAAUGCGUGAUCUUUCACUACAGCCAAAUGAAUAUACUCUGGCUAGCAUUCUUGAAGUUGUUUCUAACUCGAAUUCUGUAAUUCAGGCAAUGCAAAUUCAUUUGCAUAUGAUUAAAUGUGGCUUUAUGUUCAAUGAUUCUAUGGUGUCUUGCUUGAUAAAAACAUAUGGGAAAUGCCAUGGUAUAGAUGAAGCAAAAGAGAUAUUCUCUGAUAUUGAUAAGAUCAAUGUGGUACAUUGCAAUGCAAUGGCUACUGCUUUUGUUUGUGCUGGUUGUAACGCUGAUGCUUUAAAUUUGUUCUACACCUCAAGAAGCUCGUACCUUGAAGUGGACAGUACAAUCUUUAGUAUUGUCCUCAAAGCUUGUGGUGCAAUGACAGAUUUGGUACAAGGAAGAGUAGUUCACUCACUGUGUCUUAAAUUUGGAUUUGAUCAGGAUUUAUUUGUGGAAAGCACCGUUAUUGACAUCUACUGUAAGUGUGGAAGCAUUGGGGAUGCACAAAAGGCUUUUAGGAAUGCAUCUAAAGACAAUUUGGCUGCUUGGAAUGCCAUGAUAAUGGGAUAUGCUCAACAUGGUUGUUUUCACGAAGUUUCUGAGGUUUUUGAGAAAAUGUGUAAAUCUGGAAUAGAACCAGAUGAGAUAACUUUUCUUGGAGUUCUUACUUCAUGCUGUCAUGCAGGGCUGGUGAGAGAAGCAAAUGAUUACUUAAACUCUAUGUUUGAACUUCAUGGAGUUAUCCCACAUCUAGAACACUAUGCCUGUAUGGUUGACCUGCUUGGUCGAGUUGGACUCCUAGAAGAUGCAAAGAGGACAAUUGAUCAAAUGUCCAUUCACCCUGAUGCUCAUAUAUGGCAGAUUCUUCUAUCAGCCUGCAACAUCCAUGGAAAUGUCAUUCUGGGGAAUGUUGCUGCCAGAAAACUUCUUGAGCUGCAACCUGAAAAUGAAUCUGCUUAUCUUCUUCUAUCAAAUCUCUAUGCUUCUGCUGGUAUGUGGAGAGAUGUUGGCGAACUGAGGAAGCAAAUGAAGGAAAAAGUAGUUCACAAAGAACCUGGUUCUAGCUGGAUUCAAGUUGGAGGAUCCAUACAUUACUUUUUUGCUGGCGACAUGUCACAUCUUGAGAGUAAAGAAAUAUAUAUGGAGCUAAUAAAGUUGUAUGAUCAGAUGCUAGUGUCACCAAAAUUGGAUCAAAACGAUGCUUUCCUGAUGAAAAUAUGAACUAAGAAGCAGAGAAAUUUUUUCUAAUUUUUUGCGGCAAUUAACUCUGUGGGGUGUAUGUGUUUCCAGAACUCAUCAAGUGUCAUUACAUGUCGUCUAAAAUCAGUUUGGCAUAUGAAUUCCAUUCAACAUAUGUAUUACAGAUGACUUCGGAAAAUUUAUUUUACUAGUGGUCAGAGGUGCAAGUCUGAAAAGGCCAUAAACUAUGGCUUUGCAGCUGUUUGUUCCAAGUUAACUAACAUGACUCUGAGAGAGAAUUCCCCAUAUAUUGCCAUUAGCCAAAAUUAUGACUGCACAGGUGUUCAUUGCUUGCUAAAAGCUCUGUUGUUAAUCUACAGUGGCAGUAUUUCUAGUCACAACUGAAAGCAAUGAUUGGAUUCUACUUUCCAUCACGGAUACUGUUAACAAGUGUGGCCUUAUUUUGACUGAAAUCUACAACAUUUAGAAAGAAAAAAAGUGAGAUUUUACAUGUGAAUCAGCAUCACUGGUGCUUUUUUGGCUGCUCAAGGUGAAAUUUUACAUCAGAAUGUGGUCAUAACAAAGUUGUAGAAGUUUGCUGCUACACUGUCCCCCAUGGAGAGUGUCUGCUUCUGUCAUUGACCUCAUCUGAUCUUAGUUUCAGCUGUGGCAUUCUGCUCCUGAUAUUUUUGCCAAGACUUUGAUCAAAAAAGGAAAAAUGCUUGACUGAUGAGUUGGGAGUCCAGGUGAAGUUCUUCCCCAUAUAAAUUUUCCUGCUGGAGUGUUGGUGAUCUGAAAGGGCUCUAGAGAACACGGAGACUAUCGAGUGGAAAGCAUUUGCUGCUAUUUUUGACUUUAUCUGCCCCCUUUUUGGUAGAGGCCUUCUGUCCCUCAGACCUUUGGUGAUUAUAGUAGCAGGAACAUCACUGAUUUUGUUACUCAUAUUGUAAUGCAAGGCAAUUUCACCCUCUUCCUUCAAGCUGUUCUUGUUUGAUAAAUGUGGCUAUAUGACCAAAUAGCAAUUGUUGUGAGUUUAUAUAGAGCAUAAUGUCUGGGGGUGAUUGACCCCUGGUGAGUGUAAGCUAGAAACAACCUUUCAGACUUGUGGGAGUUGGGGGGCAUGCCAGCGAGAUUGUCUGACUGUACAAGAUUCCUUUCAGCUCAGCUCGAGACAAAUUGAAUUCAUAGGAUGAUUUGAUGAAUGAUUGACUUAAAAUAUGAUCCAUAGUUUAUUGUGCAUGAUGGUUUUGAUUUGAGCCUGUCUGAUCUUGUACACGUGUGGGUUCAGGACAUAUAUAGCAGCUCUCUUGUAAAGUUGUAAACCUUGGUGCUGGUUUCUGGAUUUCUAUAGUAGGUGAAGAGUACGGGAGGAUAAGAAUUCCAUAUGGUCAUAACGAUGAUGAUAAUGCUGACCAUUGCAAUGAACGUUAAGUGUUUCUUCCCUUUAAUCUUGUAUAUAUAUUUUUUGAAUUUCCAUUAAUUGUAAUUUGAACAUGAAAUGAAAAUGGUAUAGCAUACCACAGUUAACAACUUAA
Quercus lobata is the source of this 3984-nucleotide messenger RNA. Its product is annotated as putative pentatricopeptide repeat-containing protein At3g25970. Gene Ontology annotation, molecular function: RNA binding; protein binding. NCBI's taxonomy places the organism in Eukaryota, Viridiplantae, Streptophyta, Magnoliopsida, Fagales, Fagaceae. Bases 71 to 2491 code for a protein of 806 amino acids. The record is from RefSeq and is a predicted model, not a curated record. Gene Ontology annotation, biological process: RNA modification. The transcript has 3 exons.